This is a messenger RNA of Uranotaenia lowii, 1139 nucleotides long. RefSeq names its product palmitoyl-protein thioesterase 1 (gene Ppt1). The record is from RefSeq and is a predicted model, not a curated record. The transcript has 5 exons. Gene Ontology annotation, biological process: receptor-mediated endocytosis; protein depalmitoylation. Bases 126 to 1028 code for a protein of 300 amino acids. Gene Ontology annotation, molecular function: palmitoyl-(protein) hydrolase activity. Gene Ontology annotation, cellular component: lysosome. Lineage: Eukaryota; Metazoa; Arthropoda; Insecta; Diptera; Culicidae.
GGCAACUCAGUGCAGUGCAGUGCAGUUUGUGCAUCCGAGAAUGAUUGAGUGAAGUCCGCAAAUAACCUAGGAAGGAAGCAUUUUUCUUUAAGAUAGUGUAUAAUUCUGAUAAAUCAAACAGUGAAAUGCAACCCUCCGGUGCUCUAGCUUUGCUGCUGAUUGCCACUUUGGCGUGUUCAUCGGUGGGGGCAACGAAUUCAACCGGUGGUCUGCCGAUCGUAAUGUGGCACGGAAUGGGUGACACCUGCUGCUUUCCUUUCAGCUUAGGUGGAUUCAAGAAAUAUUUGGAAUCGAACCUCGAGGUCUACGUUAAGUCAUUGGAAAUCGGAAACUCGAUAGUGACCGAUUACAAAAGUGGUUACUUAAUUCACCCCAACAAGCAGGUAGAAGACGUCUGUCAGCAGCUCGCGAAUGAUCCCAAACUAAGUGACGGAUACAAUGCCAUCGGAUUCUCACAGGGUGGACAGUUUUUGCGAGCUGUUGCCCAGCGAUGUCCAACGCCGCGGAUGAAUAAUCUGAUCACGCUGGGUGGACAGCAUCAGGGCGUGUUUGGGCUACCAGAUUGUCCAUCGUUGAGCAGCAAAACUUGCGAGUACUUCCGGCAGUUGCUUAAUUUGGCAGCUUAUACCGGCUGGGUUCAGGAUUAUCUGGUACAGGCUACCUACUGGCAUGAUCCGCUAAACGAAGGCGCCUAUCGGGAAUCGAGUACGUUCCUGGCCGACAUUAACAAUGAAAAAACGAUCAACGAAACUUACAUUUCCAACCUACAGCAGCUGAACAAAUUUAUAAUGGUGAAAUUUACUAAAGACAAAAUCGUUCAACCGAUCGAAUCGCAAUGGUUCGGAUAUUAUGCCCCCGGGCAGGACAAGGAGGUUCAGACGCUGCAAGAUUCAGAUUUAUUCAUAAAGAAUCGCCUUGGACUGCAGGAGAUGCAAUCGAGAAAUCAGCUCGUGUUUCUGGAAUAUCCCGGAAAUCAUUUGCAGUUUACCAAAGAGUGGUUCCAGAAAAAUGUGUUUCCCUUCCUUUGAGGAGAAACCCGCUUCUCAGGUAAUUAUUUGAUAUUUUAUUAUUGACUCAUUUCAUUUACGGAUUUCAAUAAACAAGUGAUAUUCAACGUAUUUGAAAAACAUUCUGUAAAA